AGUAUUCCAAGAACAUCGGAAUAUAACAGGCAUGGAUUCUGAUAGUGAUGCAUCCAUCGUCAGUGGAACAACAAAGCACAGUGGCAAAGACUCCCCUGAUCUGACAAUCAGUUUUUUGAAUAAAAUAGGCAGCGAGAAUCCUCAAAAUGAAAUCAGUGCCUGUGGUGAUGUCAAUUCUCCUAUAAUUCCUGUAGCAAGAUCAAAAUUUCGUAAUGUAAUUGACGACCCUGUGUACUGCAGUCCACUGAAAAAGAAAAGGCAAGCCACAGCUGAUGAGGAAUCUGACCCGGAAUCUUGUUGUUCCCAGUCCAUCCUUACAAACUACAAACAGAAGGCUUUUACACAAGCUAAAUCUUGGGAGGCUCAAGAUGGGAAUCCGGUUAAAAAUCCAGUUGUACAGAACAAAACAAAGAGACAAGAGGAUUCCAAUCAUGUGAAGCAAUUAGAAAAUGUAUUUGUUGUGUCACAGGAUUCAGAUGUAACAAGAAUCAGCUCUACAGACAAUAGCCAACAAGAAAAUGAAAAUCAAAGAUUGCAUUCAAAAGAGACAACACAAAAGAAAAGAGUAAGAGAGCAGGAAAAACCCAAACAAUCUGAAGAGGAGAUAUGUGAUCUACAGAUUUCACAGAUGGGAGGAUCACAGCUGUUGUUUCCUGAUACCCAGAGUUCUACCAAAAGCAUGGAGAAGCAAGUAGUCCAAUGUUCUCAGACUUCGAGUGGCAUGUCAACAGCUUCCAGUAAUCUGAACAGUCUGGAUAGCAUCUUGACAAAGGAGCAAAUGGAGGAGGCAUUCAUGAAGAUCAGAAAAAUCCACACCCAAAUUGAAAAGAAUAUUAGAGACAAAAAUGUCACUGAAGAGUGUAGAGAAAGCUUUGAGAAAAAGUUAGCUGUUGUGCACAAGUCCUUGAAGAACAUCAGUGAGAAAAUGAGUUAUGAAAAGGUUAAAAUAACGUUUGAUGUGAAGCACUCGGUGAAAACCGUUGAAUCCAGAAAUAAGCUGCGAGAAGAGAUGAAGGAUCUAACACAGAGGCAGACAACCCUUAAGAAGUUGUUAGUGAAGCAAGCUGAGUUAACAAAAUACUUAAAACUAAACCCAGGCAACUUAACAGAAAACCAGUCUCAGGAAACGAAAACAAAAAACAAGUCUAGUCCUUUUUCAAGUAAGGUUAAUGACUGGAUGAACAAAAAUCAAGUUCCAAGGAGGAGAGAUUCUCUGGAACAGUCCUCCAGUAUCCCUAAAACCAGUUCAGUUGAAGAGUGCUCUAGUGGUGUGAAGGCAAUUUGGACAGUACCAAAGGAGAGGUCUGAAACAAAAAGUACAGGAAAUACUCAGGUUGCACAACCUAAGACGAUACCAGCAGUACUAUCAAAUGCUAAAAGCCUGGAAAAGACUUCAAAUGUAAAGCAACCAAAUCCUGUACUUUCCAACAAGAAAGUAGAGAGUACCCAGCCACUAUCAAGUGAAAAUUCUUCUACUGUAAUUUAUGUGUAUCCCAACCCCUCAAACAGCAGUCUUGUAUCCAACAUGGCAGCAACAAGUACAGGUAUAAUGUCACAAAAGCAAAGCGCAGUGACAGCAUCUACUCCUUCACUCUCUCCAAGUAGUACUAGGACCUCUCCAAGUAGUACAAGGAAUGCAUCUCAAAUGAAGAAUUCAUCACAAAUUUUUCGGAGACCAUCAGAGAUAAUAAAAUCACCACCGCUAUUCAACCCAGACUCUUUUCUAAGAAAAACUAUGAAAUCUCCCCCAGUUCAGUCUCAAAAUAGAUUAUCCUUCAGGUCGCCUCCCAUAUCUCUCCUGAGGUCUGUCCAGGAUAAGAACAUAUCCCCCAGCACAGUGUGUUCCAGUGACGUGUUCCCUGUGUCCUGUAAAGAGCUGGGUCGGAGGAUCCAGGAAAGGAUUGCAAGUCAGAGAGAGGCUGAAACUCAACAGGCAUCCCAAAUGUUGUCUGCCACUUCAGAAAGAAGGAGAAGUGAAGAUUUGUUUUCUGAAAGGAAGGAUUUGGAUGGAGGGUAUAGACAAGAAGCUCAAAAGAAAGCUGUUUUAGUUAAAAACCAAGGACAGGCUGAGUCUGGUACCAAAUCAAAUGCUGCAAUAACAUGUAUAAAUCUGGAAGAAGAUGGCAGUGAGUCAAGAUACGAAAAGUUCGGAGGCUUAAAAUUUCCUCCUCUGAAAACUCUGAUAGAUUUAGCUGUACUGUUCCCUGCAGAGGAUAUUCUGACUGUUCAACAUUCAGGGAGAGUUUUCACAGCUUCCCUGACUGAUCAGGGUUACAUAGAGAGCAGAGGUGGGGAAAUCUUCACCACUCCAAUGAGGUGGCUCAGUGCUGUGAAGGCAGGGGAGAUAAUAAAGAAGGCACAGGCAUACAGAGAGGUCAUGUAUGAUGGUCAUUCACUAAAAAGUUACGUAGAGGGAGAACAUGAGACCUCAUUACAAAAUAUCCAAGGUAUAAAAACAAAAUCCACCAAUCAUAAAAGCAAAGACAUGGCAAAUGUUCAAGAAACAGAUAAUUUAGGAUCAUCAAAGCUUAUGAAUGAUGAGGACAAACAGCUUGCUGAUCUGCUUUUUCAAUGUAAGAUUCACUUGCUGGAUGAAUCGGACCUAAUUCCAAUGGAUGAUCUUCCAGAGAAUUUCUGGUGCAGUGAUUUCAGUAGUGUUCACCUGUCUCGUACUUUCUGGAAUCAAGUUAACGACUGGGAUGGUUUAGUACAACCUAUGUCACAAUACUAAGAAAGUUCUUAUUCAAUAACAUACACAUAUUUAUUGUAUAUAAAAUAUUUAUAUCACAGCAGAAAAAUGAAAGACAAUGGUAAU
Saccostrea echinata is the source of this 2815-nucleotide messenger RNA. RefSeq lists its product as uncharacterized. NCBI's taxonomy places the organism in Eukaryota, Metazoa, Mollusca, Bivalvia, Ostreida, Ostreidae. The transcript has 14 exons. Bases 32 to 2731 code for a protein of 899 amino acids. The record is from RefSeq and is a predicted model, not a curated record.